Messenger RNA from Alternaria incomplexa, 585 nucleotides. RefSeq lists its product as uncharacterized. Gene Ontology annotation, molecular function: peptidase inhibitor activity; phospholipid binding. The record is from RefSeq and is a predicted model, not a curated record. Bases 1 to 585 code for a protein of 194 amino acids. The transcript has 3 exons. Gene Ontology annotation, biological process: regulation of Ras protein signal transduction; regulation of proteolysis. Lineage: Eukaryota; Fungi; Ascomycota; Dothideomycetes; Pleosporales; Pleosporaceae.
AUGAAGUUCACGACAAUUGUAUCUUCGCUGGUCCUCGCUGCGUCGGCCACCGCGCAGACCACGCCCUCGGGUUUCACUCCUGCCACCAAUGCAACACUGGAUGUCUACUACGGGACACAGUACAUCAGUCCCGGUCUCAUCGUUAAGAAGUCAACCACGGCAAAGGCUCCUGUCAUUGGUCUCACCAACACAACACUUAGCGGAAAGUACCUGCUUGCAAUGAUCGACAUCGAUGUCACCCAAAACGGCCGUGCAUCAACCGUCCUGCAUGCCCUCCUGCAAGAUUACACGCCCUCCGGCACCAAGCAGAACGGCACAUCGGUCCUCACUACGACAGCCACAACACCUUCGUCGUACUUUGGUCCUGCGCCACCCGCUGGCGCGCCUCCAACUCAUCGUUACGUAUUCUUGCUGCAUGAGCAGCCGGCAAACUUCGCGGUUCCGGCUGCGCAUCAACAGGCUGUCAGCAGCAGGUUCGGCAUUGACUGGCCAAAGUUCAUUGUGGAUGCUGGGCUCAAAGCCCCGAUUGCUGGAAACUACUUGCAGGUGAAGAGUGGAGAUAACACGAAGAGGUGGGAAGCGUAG